Molecule: messenger RNA, 3102 nt
Organism: Bursaphelenchus xylophilus (pine wood nematode)
Lineage: Eukaryota; Metazoa; Nematoda; Chromadorea; Rhabditida; Aphelenchoididae
Source: the annotation of a GenBank genome assembly
AUGAUCUCCAAUCUGGUCAUUUUCAUCCGUGCCUUUGUUUACAUCGAGUACUGCACAAAUGUCUAUCCGUUCUGGCUGGGCGCACUCCUCAAGUGGCCCUUGACUUGGACCACAACAACCCUUACCAUGCUACAUUUCUUCAUUUGUAUCGAGCGAAUUAUGGCGCGAAUGUACAAGGAUGACUACGAGAGGAAGGGACGGGGCUUCGGAAUGACGGCCGUUCUUGUGGCGGUAAGUUAUUGAAUGUUUAGUACAAAGUGGGCCACUAAAACCUUCCGUCCUCUAUAUAUGAGGCAAAACGAGUAACAUUUCCCCCAAAAACCCGAAAAAAUGACCAAGUUUUCAAAAUCAUUCCAAAAAUUUUCUAAGUUUUAGCGGUUUUGGCUCGAAAAUCAUUUUCAAAAACUUUGGAAUUGCAUAGAAAGGUCAAUUCAGGAUAUUUUUUUUUCAAAUUCAACCGGUUGAAAAUGGCGCAUCUCAGCUCCAGAAAAAUCUAAAUUUCAUGGAAAUCGGCGGAGUCUCCGCGGAAAAAUCUAAAGAAAGAGGACGAAAGGUUUUAGUGGCCCACCCUGUAUUUUCAUAAAGUGCCAUUUUACGGCCUCAAAGCAGGGCAAAUUUUGCAGAGAUAGGAGUCGGUAAUUGUACACACGUAUGGCACAAAUGUGACGCUUUUUGAUAAACUUUGGUGAUGAAAAGUUUCAUAGAUAUGCGUAGUUUCUACCGUGAAGAAAAAUGUUCCCAAAAAAUCAGCCUUUUACGCAUAAGAUAGAGUCAAAACGUACUUUUCUCCGACCGCUCUGCGUUUUGUUUGCCCUUUGCAAACAUUUCCAAGUUUCUCGGUCGUCCUUGGAAAGCGCGCGCUAAGAUUUUCAAGAAUUAAAAAUUGGCCUAGCCAAAAGUCAUACGCAUAGACGUCAAAUUUCAUCAAAUUCUGAGCGCCACUUUUCGACUACUAAAUCCUUUCAGUGGCUAGUCACCAUUCUCAUCAAUUACGAGUUGUGCAAACCGCCCAGUUUCACCUAUCGAAUGCCUUAUUGUGACAGUCAAAUAAUGAAAGAUCAGCCCAAAGCAGCCUAUGUUUCGAUGGUGUUGUUUGGGAUCGAGAUGAUUACGACGUUUUCGGACCUCAUGUUACAGUAUUUCAACAAGAAAUCGGCGCAGAUGUAAGUUUCGGGCGGAGAAUUUUGCUGAUCUCCCCAAAGACAAUGAUGUCUGGGGCAACUCGCGCUUUCCAGGAGCAGUCGAGACAUUUUAUACGAUGAAACAUGUUUGGUCGUAUAAAAUCUCUCCGAACGAAGUUUUUGUAGCAGAAUUUGAUUUUUCGCUACUACUAGAAAGCCAGCUUUUCACAUCCACAAUUGUGAGUGUAGGUGACAUGUUAUACGACAAAAAAUGUUUGAUCGUAUAAAAUGUCUCCUCUUAAAAUAUUGCAGUUGCCUUUGAAAUGGUUUGCAACAUAACCUUUGAACAUCUUAGUUCCCGGCUUGCAGUGGAAACUGAGAUAUUCAACGAUGUUUGCGGCCGAGAGAGAACGUGAAAUGUGGAGAGCGGGGGAGAUGUCUUUGCGAAUUUCGCAGGGAAUAAAGUCAGAUUUUACAGAAAUAUUGGGCUUUUUACAGUAAGAGAUGUGCGAAUCCUAGCUAGCGGUUUCCAGAAUUUUUUAUCGGAAAUUGGAAAAAAAGUUACAAUUUUUUUUUUGAUUUGCGGUCUAAAAUUUUCAGGAUCAGCUACAGAUGAGGCGUAUAAUAUUUACACAAAAAAUAAAAAUUUUUAGUGCAGAAGCGGAAAAGUUACAGGCAAAAACCCGUCUCUUAUCUCUCCUACUCUCCUUUUACGUGCUCUCUCAAGACCGCAGAAUAUCUCGACCGCAGCUGAAAAGCGCAGGCCACGCCAAAAAAAAAUCUUUCAGAAAAUUGAAAAAACAAUGAAUCUCGGAUCAUUGAUUUUUUGCGAAGUGCCACAGAAUUAUCGAGUUCGAAAAAUUAUUUCUGUCGUCGAAAAAACAUUUUUCUCGAAAAAGAGCUUUUUCACUGGGAAAGUUUUCUUUUGUGACCCGAUAAUUCGGUGACAUUUCGUCAAAAAUCAUUGAUCCGAGGUUCAUUGUUUUUUCACUUUUUCUUGGCGUGCAGGCUAAAACGUUUUCGGUAUUAACCUGUGACCAUCCCAGAACCCCCAUAGAAAAUUAUAACGAAAUCUGAGCGCCACACUUGGAAGACUUCCCUUCUAAACUACAUAAUGUGCAAGUAUCUAAAAGAAAUUCUUUUACGCCCUGUAUAGCAAAACAAUGCCAAAAGUGACAAAAAAAUAAAGCCGUCAAUUUCUUCUCAAAAUUGCGGUAAUAACAAGGCAUUUCAGAAUAUUCGACCGUUACUCCCUCUCGCGUUCGUAUCAAAUCCGCGAGAACUACUUCACCAGCCGACUGGUCUUCCCCGUCGCCUGUGCGCACUCCGCCUUGUACGUGCUCUAUCUGCUCUGCUCGUUCAUCGCCAAGAACUUGCAGGCCAUCAACGAGGACAAGGUGUUCUCUCGGUCGUUGGUGAUAUCUAUUCAUAACGUAAGUAGGCCUGGAAAAGCGAGAUACUAAAAAGUCUUGUCAAGAAAUAUCUCAGCAUACAUCUUGAGAAGACUGUUUCUAUUAGGUCGUCCAGAAAGUUCGUUCGUUUUUUUUUCAUUGCUUUGUUUUACGAGGAUCGUUUGUUGUUUGGCAAAUGGUAUAUAUUUGUUUUUUAUAACUAUACAUUCCAUUUGCCAAAUAACAAACAAUCCUUGUAAAACAAAGAAAUGAAAAAAACGAACAAACUUUCUGGACGACCUUAAAUUUGUGCCAAGUUUCAUCAAAAUCUGAGCAUCCCUCUUCAACCACAUUCCCUUGAAAGUCGAGUGCUUUUUCAGUUCGCCAUCCUCUCCUGCACCGUGUCCAUGCUCGUCUACUGCAAUCGAUUGGAGGCCUUCGGCAAGCAGCGGGAGUUGUGCGAGACCGCCUACAGCAACGCGAUUGCGACCAAGUUGUACUUCAACCAGCUUGAGCUGCAGUUCGACGAAGCGCAUAGCAAUAAGCCAAAGCAAAGUAGAAUGGGAAUUAGUCCCACUAGAAGCAUAUAG